AUGAAGAUCCGCGUGGUCCAGAUCUGGGGGUUCCUGAUGACCGUGUUGGGCUGGAUCUUCGUGGCCUGCACCAUGGCCAUGGAGGGCUGGAAGAUCAGCGCCAUCGGAGGCAUGGGGGGCUCCUCCAUCAUAAAGGUGGCCUGGUUCUGGUCCAGCCUCUGGAGAUCCUGCUUUACAGACUCAACAGCCGUCAGCAACUGCUACGACUACCCCGUGCUCUGGUCCGUGGAGGGCCACAUCCAGAUAGUGCGAGGCCUGCUGAUGGCGGCUCUCUCCCUGGGCGUGCUGGGGUUCGUGCUCAGUCUGCUGGGCAUGGAGUGCACCUACAUUGGGGGGAAAGACCGCUCAAAGUACUGGAAGAUCUACGCGGGGGCAUGGUGCCAUAUCAUCAGCGGUUUCAUGUCCACGUGUGGCUACGCUGUCUAUGCGCAGUACGUCUCAAUGGAAUACUUCAGCCCCGACUUUGACGGCCUGAGGUACGACCUCGGCACCCCGAUGUUCCUCGGCUGGGUUGGCUCCGCCUUCCACUUCACCGGCGGCUUCUUCUACGUGUGGUCGGUGUGCAAGCCGCUCUGCGGAGGACAGACAACGGUGAUCAAAAUCAAGGCAUCCAACAUCCAGACACUCCCGGACCCGGAGCAGAACCAGUCCGCGCCGGCUCCUUCCGAGACCUCCUCCGAGUCCAAAUUGUCGUCCGUGUCCGAGCUGUCGUCCGAGUCCGAGCACUCCGACCUGUCCACCAUCUCCUCAGGAACGGCACGCACAUUCACAUCUGGACGCACGGCCAGGUCGGGGCGCUCGUCUGAGACCAGCAGAACCACCGGCUUUACCGUGUCAUCAAUGUCCAGCAUGUCGAGGAGCAGCGGCAGUCAGACGGUGUCAUUGUUGUCAGGCAGCUCAAGGAGUAAAAGUUCAGCGUAUAACAAAAAUGCUUAUAUUUGAUUGAAUGCGUGUCACCAUGUGACAGACAAAUACUAACAAUAAUAUGGCGUAUGUUUUUUUUCUUAAAAUUAUGACUGUGGUGAAAGCAAGAUGUGUUUGCUUUUACUAUCACAUGACUAAUCUUUCUCAUUUAACGUCUUUUCGCUGUUAAAGUUUAUAAUAUGUAAUGUACCAUAACUAGAUGCCAUGUGUGCCAUGUAAAACAAAAAAUAAAAACAGUAAACAUGUUCUGCAUUUAUCUUAUUCAAUCCUUUGCUUAAUCACUACUUCCU
Messenger RNA from Pungitius pungitius (ninespine stickleback), 1214 nucleotides. RefSeq names its product claudin 10e (gene cldn10e). Gene Ontology annotation, biological process: bicellular tight junction assembly; cell adhesion. Gene Ontology annotation, molecular function: structural molecule activity. The record is from RefSeq and is a predicted model, not a curated record. NCBI's taxonomy places the organism in Eukaryota, Metazoa, Chordata, Actinopteri, Perciformes, Gasterosteidae. The coding region runs from base 1 to 942 and encodes 313 amino acids. Gene Ontology annotation, cellular component: plasma membrane; bicellular tight junction. The transcript has 5 exons.